Rhinopithecus roxellana (golden snub-nosed monkey) is the source of this 3935-nucleotide messenger RNA. It is a transcript of the gene KRT80, whose product is annotated as keratin 80. Gene Ontology annotation, cellular component: keratin filament. Gene Ontology annotation, biological process: intermediate filament organization; keratinization. The record is from RefSeq and is a predicted model, not a curated record. The transcript is spliced from 9 exons. Gene Ontology annotation, molecular function: structural constituent of skin epidermis. NCBI's taxonomy places the organism in Eukaryota, Metazoa, Chordata, Mammalia, Primates, Cercopithecidae. The coding region runs from base 123 to 1391 and encodes 422 amino acids.
GUCUGCUCCUCAGUCCCCAGCCUGCCCCAGCUGUGACCAGAGCAACCAGAGCCCGCCACCCGCUGCACUCCCAGGCUUACUUGCUCAGCCCCCAGGCCCUCCUGCUUCCGGCCGGGGGCGCCAUGGCCUGCCGCUCCUGCGUGGUUGGCUUCAGCAGCCUCAGCAGCUGUGAGGUGACCCCGGUGGGCAGCCCCCGGCCUGGAACCUCCGGAUGGGACACCUGCGGGGCCCCCGGGCUGGGCUUCAGCUCCCGCAGCCUCACAGGCUGCUUGUCAGCUGGCACCAUCUCCAAGGUGACUGUGAACCCCAGCCUGCUGGUGCCCCUGGACCUCAAAUUGGACCCUGCUGUUCAGCAACAGAAGAACCAGGAGAAGGAGGAGAUGAAGGCCCUCAAUGAUAAAUUUGCCUCCCUGAUUGGCAAGGUGCAAGCCCUGGAACAGCGCAACCAGCUGCUGGAGACACGCUGGAGCUUCCUGCAGGGCCAGGACUCAGCCAUCUUCGACCUCGGGCAUCUCUAUGAGGAAUACCAGGGCCGACUGCAAGAGGAGCUGCGCAAAGUGAGCCAGGAGCGGGGGCAGCUGGAGGCCAACCUGCUGCAGGUGCUGGAGAAGGUCGAGGAGUUUCGAAUCAGGUAUGAGGAUGAGAUCUCCAAGCGCACAGACAUGGAGUUCACCUUUGUCCAGCUGAAGAAGGACCUGGAUGCAGAGUGUCUUCAUCGGACUGAACUGGAAACCAAGUUAAAAAGCCUGCAGAGCUUCGUGGAGUUGAUGAAAACCAUCUACGAGCAGGAGCUGAAGGAUCUGGCAGCACAGGUGAAGGACGUGUCGGUGACCGUUGGCAUGGACAGCCGCUGCCACAUCGACCUGAGCGGCAUCGUGGAGGAGGUGAAGGCCCAGUAUGACGCCGUCGCGGCUCGCAGCCUGGAGGAGGCCGAGGCAUACUCUCGGAGCCAGCUGGAGGAGCAGGUCGCCCGCUCAGCCGAGUAUGGGAGCAGCCUCCAGAGCAGCCGCAGCGAGAUCGCGGACCUCAAUGUACGCAUCCAGAAGCUGCGGUCCCAGAUCCUCUCUGUCAAGAGCCAUUGCCUGAAACUGGAGGAGAACAUCAAGGCAGCUGAGGAGCAGGGUGAGCUGGCCUUCCAGGACGCCAAGACCAAGCUGGCCCAGCUGGAGGCCGCCCUGCAGCAGGCCAAGCAGGACAUGGCACGGCAGCUGCGCAAGUACCAGGAGCUGAUGAAUGUCAAGCUGGCCCUGGACAUUGAGAUCGCCACCUACAGGAAGCUGGUGGAGGGCGAGGAGGGCAGGAUGGACUUGCCCUCAGCCACUGUGGUCAGCGCUGUGCAGUCCAGGUGCAAAACCGCCCCUUCCCUCCCCUACCCCUUAUGUUCCCUGUAGCUGCCUCCAGGUCAGGCCUCUCCAAGGCCCCCUCCCGAAAGAAGAAGGGCAGCAAAGGCCCCGUGAUCAAAAUCACCGAAAUGUCAGAGAAGUACUUCUCACAGGAGUCGGAGGUCUCAGAGUGAGGCAACGGGACCCCAGGAACCCCAGGGAACUCCGCUGCAGCAGAAGGGACUUAAGCUAGACUCAAGAAAGCAGCUUGGAGCCUCUAGGUUGGGAGGAGAGGCAAAAUCUGAUACUGAACUGAGAGGGGGGGUUCAAAACUGACCGCUGUUUUGUGGGCUGCCAGGGUGGGAGAGGAGCAUCAGCAGCUGCUCAGAGCCACUCCGCUCCGUAUCAGUAUCUCACAGUCCCGUCCUUCCAACCUUCUAGCCAGAGGUUUUCCUGAUGGGUGAGCUGGAAUUAGGGGUCAGUUUUGUCUCCACCUCUUUGCUCCUCUGAGGCCCCUCCUCCAGCAUUGGGCUCUGCCAAGGCCCUUCUGACUCUUACCCAAUCCUUGACCUUGACUCCUAUCUCAAGCCUUGCCUUGCCUCUGCCUCAGAACUGAGACUGGGACCGGUUCAUCCACCUACGGGCGGGAGCUGAGGAGGACGGUGUGGGCCCUGUCCUGUAUCUGGAGUUCUUGGGAAGGCUGGCUGCUGAAGACCCUCUUGGCUUUCCCAUGCUCCUUGGGCUCCCCAGAGACCUGACAGUAUUACAGAGUGAAGGGAGGAGGGGCCCCAGGUGUUGGGGACCUAAGCCUAGGCCCCAGAGAUCAGCCCAAACACCUGCACCCCUCCCUCCUCCUGUGGGUCCCUCCCAGUAGGCCACAGUCAGAACCGGACGGGCUGCCCCCAACCAGCUCCUAGCACCUUCUCCAGAAGCUAUUCUUGCCAUAAUCAACUCCCUGGGAGUGAAAGCCAGAUGGCAGCUUGAGAUUAGGCAGGAGCAUUAGAUCUUCCUUUCACCUCCCUGCCAUACUAGGGUCCUACCAGCCUGGGAUCUGAGCUCUCUGCCCCCAGCCCAGGUUGUUCCCAGCCUAAACACCUGGUUUUGGUGCACCUAGCCCUGGAGACCCCUGGUCCCACCCCUGCCAUGGAGCCCCAGGUCUACUUCCCAAGAAUCUCACUUCUCAGGGCCUCUGUUCUCCUCUCCAUUGGGCCAAAUAGCCUUGCCCUCCCCUCCUUGGCAUUCAUGGAAGAGCCCAGGAACUCCCCACACCGAUGGAGUUAGAGCUCCCCCUUUCUUCUCACUUUGCCCCCCUCCUCCCUCCAUGCCUAUUCCCCCUGCCUCUGGCCGGCUAGCAAGAAGGCACAGUCCAGGCAAGUCUGGGAGCUUCCAAGCCCUUGAGGUCCAGCUGUGGGGCCCAAAUGACAGCCUUACAAGGGCUCUACCAGAGAGGAAAAUUCCACAUUCCACCAGAAGACGGGGGUGCUGGCAGGCAUACUCCUGUCUCCCCCUCUUGGCUGUCAAUGCUGAGGCUUGCAGAGGCAUCCCAGUGGCACCAGCCUCCCACUGCACAGCUUCCUUCCCGCCUUCUCUCUCAUCUCCCCUCCCUGCCCCUCGCCUCACCUCCUCUUCUAGACUGCAUUAGAUUCAUUCAUCUCAUUUUCCAGGACAUGCUGGCCAGAGGUCUGGGCCCAUCCCAGGCCUCAAGGCCCUCCAGGCCUGUGGAGAGCACUGGCGGGUUACUGACUCUCCAGCUAUGGGAACUCAGAUAUUCUCAUCCCCGAAGUCCCAAAAGAGGGUGCUGACUGGUGCUUUUCCUCAGGCUCUUCAUUGGUUUCCAAGGGAGCAAAUCCUCAGUGGGGAUACAAGAUAUAUAAAGUAUAUAUUAUUUUUUCAUAACUUAUGUGGCUUUUAACUUAUUGCUUCCCUUCCUGUUUCUGCAUGAUCAGUCUGUAUGUACUAUCUGGAUAGAUAGCACACGCUCCAGCCACCUCACCCGAUUGGCUAUCUUGGGGCCAUGUCUCGCUGGCCCCAAGGCCAUCUCGCUGCCACAGGAUGAAUAAAGUGUUGAGAUUUGUCUAUGGAGAAAGUUGUAUGUCUGUUUUUUAUCUCCCCUCUCAGGAUCGGUCAGUCACUGGUCAAUCAGGCUGACCAUGGAACAUUAGGAAUUCUCCAAUUAAGGGAGAAAAAGUCCAGGGACCUAGUUAUAUCUUCAGACCAGUGCAGCUUGGACACACAAAGGUCUCCUGUCUCACCGUCUGGUAUGGUUUGGAUGCUCGUCCCCUCCAAGUCUCAUGUUGAAAUGUAAUUCCCAGUGUUGGAAGUGGGGCCUGGUAGGAAGUAUUUGGAUCAUGAGAGAGGAUCCUUCGUGAAUGGCUCAGCACCAUCCGCUUGGUGAUGAGUGAGUUCUCACUCAAUUCACAUAGAUGUGGUUGUUUAAAAGAGUCUGAGACCUCUCCCCUCUUUCUCGCCAUGUGAUAUGCUGCUCCCCCUUCACCUUCCGCCUUUACUGUAAGCUUCCUGAGGCCCUCACCAGAAGCUGAGCAAAUAUUGGUGCCAUGCCAGUACAGCCUGCAGAACUGUGAGCCAAAACAAAUGUCUUUUCUUUAUAAAUUA